CUUGUGCCUUAGUUCUCUCCUCACCCCGCCCGAUCGCUCGCUACGCCGCCGCUGCUGCUGCCGCCGCCGCCAUGUCGGCGCAGGCCCAGAUGCGUGCUAUGCUGGACCAGCUGAUGGGCACCUCCCGGGACGGUUCAAUGUAUCUAUGCCUGCCUACUUCAAUCUGCAAGGGAGUGUCAGAAAGGCCCCGCAAUCGCCGAGCCCAGCAAAAGGGAGACACUGCAACUGGAACAAAAUAGUGGAAGAAAUGGCGGCUUGGGGUUCAGUGGGGAUUCGCAGAGACACUACCCGCCAGCGAAUCAAAUUCAGCGAUGACAGAGUAUGCAAGAGUCACCUUCUCAACUGCUGUCCUCAUGAUGUUCUCUCUGGAACUAGGAUGGAUCUUGGAGAAUGUCUGAAGGUCCAUGACCUGGCUUUAAGAGCAGACUAUGAAAUCGCAUCCAAAGAACAAGACUUUUUCUUUGAACUUGAUGCAAUGGAUCAUCUGCAGUCAUUCAUUGCAGACUGUGACCGGAGAACAGAAGUGGCCAAGAAAAGAUUAGCUGAAACUCAGGAAGAGAUUAGUGCUGAAGUGGCAGCUAAAGCAGAACGUGUCCAUGAAUUGAAUGAGGAAAUUGGUAAGUUACUAGCCAAAGUGGAACAACUAGGAGCUGAAGGUAAUGUGGAGGAGUCCCAGAAAGUAAUGGAUGAGGUUGAGAAGGCCCGAGCAAAGAAAAGAGAGGCAGAGGAAGUUUACCGGAAUUCCAUGCCAGCCUCUAGCUUUCAGCAACAGAAACUUCGGGUCUGUGAAGUAUGCUCUGCUUAUUUGGGUCUUCAUGACAAUGACAGGCGACUAGCUGAUCAUUUUGGGGGGAAACUACACCUGGGAUUUAUUGAAAUAAGAGAGAAACUUGAAGAGUUAAAGAGAGUUGUAGCUGAGAAGCAAGAGAAAAGAAAUCAGGAACGCCUGAAGCGCCGAGAAGAAAGAGAAAGAGAAGAAAGAGAGAAGUUGAGAAGAUCUCGAUCACAUAGCAAGAAUCCUAAAAGGUCCAGGUCUCGAGAGCAUCGUAGACAUCGAUCUCGUUCUACUUCAAGAGAACGAAAGAGAAGAACUAGAUCUAAGUCCCGUGAGAAACGCCAUCGUCACAGGUCACGUUCUAGCAGCCGAAGCCGAAGCCGAAGCCACCAGAGAAGUCGUCAUAGCUCCAGAGACCGGAGCAGAGAGCGAUCCAAAAGAAGAUCCUCAAAAGAAAGGUCUUCUGGAGAUAAAGAGCGGUCAUUAAGAGACCAAGAUCUAGCAUCUCGUGACAAAGACAGGAGUUCAAGAGAGAGAUCACCUCGAGACAGAGAGAGAAAAGAUAAAAAGCGUUCCUAUGAGAGUGCUAAUGGCCGUUCAGAAGAAAGGAGGAGCUCUGAAGAGCGUGAAGCUGGAGAGAUUUAACAGGCUGUACAUAUCCUCAAUUCUUAAGCUUCCUAUGGAGUUAUAUACUAUUGUUUAGUUUACAGCUGUUCAUGGUGACCCAGCCGUUCCAGACACCAAUCCAACUAAGCUAGAUGUACAGUAUCUAAAGUUUGGCUAUAACUCAAUCUGAACUGAACAUCUUUUCCUGGAUGAAGUCUAAAAUUACAUCGCUAAUUUCUGGUGAACCCGUAUACAAUUCUGAAAGGUUACUCUAUUCACAAGUGCAGUUUUAUGUAGUAAGAUACAGAUCUCAAUGUUUUAUUUUCAGUAGAAGUUAGAGUGAACAAAUUGUGUUACUUGCCUUCGGCUUUCUUGAACAUUUGUAAAAUUCUUCUUUUCUAGUCCAAAUAGCAGCAGCUUUGGGAGUCUUGUUUUGAUUUCUUCCUCUGCCCUUCUGUUCUACCCUCCCACCUGCCAUCCCAAAUUGCAAAGUGGAGUGGGAAGAGGAGGCACCAUAUAACCUGGGUUAGAAAUUUCUGUUCCUACCGAUUGAUUACUAGUUGGUUACAUUUCAGAGGAUUUAUUGCUGGGGUGUGUGUUCUGGAGAAAAUGGAAAUGUUUGUUUCUUUUUCCCUUUUUUAAAACAGUGCCUAUUUAGAUUUGGAAGUUGAACAGCUGUUGCAUUACAUCUUUUGCAUUUUUAUUGAAAUUUUGAAAUCAAACCUUGUCUUGAUUUUUCUGUUACAUUGAAUUGCUAUGUUCAAUUUGUUGGGGGGAAUCUUUCUUAAGCACUUCUUGCCUUUUUUUUUUCUUGUGGAGUGUAAAGGCUACACCUCUUGUUUUUAAAAAAGAUAAUAAAAUGAAAGCAGCAAUCACUACCAUCACCAUCACCAUUAAACAACCUGCAUUGUUCA
Messenger RNA from Monodelphis domestica (gray short-tailed opossum), 2295 nucleotides. RefSeq names its product LUC7 like 2, pre-mRNA splicing factor (gene LUC7L2). Gene Ontology annotation, biological process: mRNA splice site recognition. Gene Ontology annotation, cellular component: U1 snRNP. Lineage: Eukaryota; Metazoa; Chordata; Mammalia; Didelphimorphia; Didelphidae. Gene Ontology annotation, molecular function: mRNA binding. The record is from RefSeq and is a predicted model, not a curated record.